GUUAGGUUAAGUUAAGGUAAAUAAACCCGCAAAAUGAUAUUGAAAUAUAUCUAUACUGUAUCGACUGGUUCCUCUCAGCUAAUGUACAAUUAAAGUUAGUUCUUCAGUCUGUGAAACACGUUACAACACGGAGAUCUAACGGGAAGCGAAGGUAAGAAUGGCUUUUCCCUGUGUGCGACUGUGCACUCGUCGACCCAUGAACACAGGGCUUCAAGUCUGUGGUUAUGCGACACUUCGCGAAGCGCCCAGACCCCAGGAGAAAAGCAGCGGUGGCCCGGUGUUUCAGUAUGUUGGCCAGCACAGGAAGCCCAGCCACAAAGUGUUUGUGUGGGGCUUUAGCUUCACUGGUGCUCUGGGUAUUCCCAGCUUUGUAGUGCCUGACAGCGGCAGGAAGAAGCCCCGUAAAUACCAGCUCACUCCUUAUCGCCUGGAGACCGCAGAGCAGAUUUCUUCUGCUGCUUGUGGUUAUGGCUUCACUCUCAUCGCCUCCUCUACCAAAGAUGUGUCCAAACUGUGGGGCAUGGGCCUGAACAAGGACUCUCAGCUUGGCUUCCACCGCACCCAGCACAACCGCCAUCAGAGUUAUGACUACGUCCUGGAGCCGUCCCCGGUGGCUCUGCCCCUUGGCGAGCCUUUGCAGACCAGAGUGGUCCAGGUUUCAUGUGGCCGGGCUCACUCCCUGGUCCUCACUGAUCGAGAGGGAGUUUUCAGCAUGGGCAACAAUGCGUAUGGCCAGUGUGGGAGGCAGAUCGUUGAAGAUGAAGUUUACAGUGGCAGUCACAUCAUUCACAAGAUAGACGGCUUCGGCAGCAGGGUCACCCAGGUUGCGUGUGGGCAGGACCACAGCCUUUUCCUCACCGAGACGGGAAAAGUGUUUGCAUGUGGAUGGGGCGCAGAUGGACAGACGGGUCUUGGACACCACAACAUCAGCUCCAGUCCGGUGGAAGUGGGAGGGGACCUGGCGGGCGUGGAUGUGCAGCAGAUCAGCACGUAUGGCGACUGCAGCUUGGCUGUGUCUCGAGAUGGACAGGUGUACGGAUGGGGGAACUCCGAAUACCUGCAGCUGGCCUCGGUCACUGAGUCCACACAGAUCAACUCUCCUCGGCUUCUUCCUCUGAAAGGCUGUGGAAAGGUGGUUCAGGCUGCGUGUGGAGGAACACAGGUGGCCAUUCUCAACGAAAAAGGAGAGGUGUUUGUCUGGGGAUAUGGCAUUCUGGGAAAAGGCCCAAAGCUGUCAGAAUCCUCAGCUCCGGAGAUGAUUCCCCCCACGCUGUUUGGACGCUCAGAGUUCAGCCCCUCAGUCUCUGUCACCAGGAUCAGGUGUGGCCUCAACCAUUUUUCUGCAAUAACAGAUCGAGGCGAGCUCUUUGUCUGGGGGAAGAACGUGAGAGGCUGUUUGGGCAUCGGGAGCAGAGACGACCAGUACUUCCCGUGGCGGGUGACUGUGCCAGGUCAAGUGGUGGAUGUAGCAUGUGGUGUUGACCACAUGGUGGCGCUGGUGAAAUCCCUUCUGUGAGCUCUCGUCCCUGCCAGCAGUGGGUGAAAGGCUGGAUGUUUGGCUGAGCCUCCCCCCACCCCUCCCUCCCUCCGCUGACCCCCGGGCGCCUCAGGGAGCCGAUCAGGGCCGCUCUGGAGUCUUGAAGCCAGCUGCUCUCCACAGGCGACGGACCCUCGUGUCCCUCCGUCCUGCGGUGACGUCAAGCAGUGAGCAGAGAAGUCGAUUCUGCAGCACAGUGUCACUGAGACGCUUCACUUUAUUCUGCAUGAAGGUCACAUGGGACAGACAUCUAAAGAUAGUUUUACAGUUACAGCUACAGCUGAAACGAUUAGUCACUUAAUUGAUUAAUUGAUUUAACAAUUUCUCAAAUAGUGAAAAAAAAAAGCAAAUUAUUCUCUGGUUACGGCUUCUUCAGUGGGGAGGAUUUCCUGUUUUUCUCUGUUUUAUAACAUCGUACACUGGAUAUCUGUCUUAGACUGUUGUCGGACAAAACAAGACAUAUCAUUUCUGUCACCAUCAUUUGUAUCAGUUAUGAUAAUGUGUUACCCACCAAGUUAAUUGCUGAGAUCUGGGAACUAAAGAUGUAACACAACUGAUUAAAGUUAAGGCCAAAACUAUUAAAAUAAGAAAACACAGGCAGGAUAUUCAGUGUGUUUGGUGUCUGGAACUUUCCUCUGUCCAUUCUGGAUGGAACUCACUUUUUCCCACACUGUUAACUUGGUACCAUGAAGUUCACAAUUUGAAAUGGAUACUAUAUAAAAAUAAAUAUAUAUUUUAUCAACCACA
This is a messenger RNA of Toxotes jaculatrix (banded archerfish), 2284 nucleotides long. RefSeq names its product RCC1 like (gene rcc1l). The record is from RefSeq and is a predicted model, not a curated record. The transcript has 12 exons. Bases 158 to 1516 code for a protein of 452 amino acids. NCBI's taxonomy places the organism in Eukaryota, Metazoa, Chordata, Actinopteri, Toxotidae.